AUGGGACCAAAACAGCCAAAGAAAGCCGGGGCUGCGUACCCGGACCGACCAAAGUACACGUAUGAGGCACCGGAGUUCAAGCCGUCGACUAGAGCGGACUCUGAGAUCGAAGUCAAAGUGCGAUUAGCCAACCCCAGUUCAAGAGAUUUGGAGUUUACAAUGAUCGGGGACAAGUUCACGAGUUUUGAAGUGAUUCGGCAGGCCAUACUCAAGCGUCACGGUGGCAGUAUUGUUGAAGUCUUCAUGUGUAUCAAUCACUUCAAUCGAGACGACUGCGUCGACGUGACUAAGCAACUGAAGGACUACGGGAUCACGUCCGGGCACUGCACUAUAUACUACGACUUUACGCCCUUUUCUAGUCCUCUUCUGGCUGCAUGAGACAGGCAGUUGGCUGUCCGGUUGUUCUUCUGGUGUACGUCAUGUGUGUCACGUAAGAGACAGGACUGCCUACUCAGAGCAAGGAUCCCUGUUGGUUGUCGAAAUUCGCCGCCGACCAGCAGUGGCCUUCCGCUUUGUGUCAGUCGACAGAAUUUUGGAGGUUCAUGCUUGUAUCACAGUGCGACCGUAGAUG
This is a messenger RNA of Toxoplasma gondii ME49, 571 nucleotides long. RefSeq lists its product as hypothetical. Bases 1 to 378 code for a protein of 125 amino acids. The record is from RefSeq and is a predicted model, not a curated record. Lineage: Eukaryota; Apicomplexa; Conoidasida; Eucoccidiorida; Sarcocystidae. The transcript has 2 exons.